GAAAGCCAAAUCAAUGCUCAGCAGUUAACUGACUUAGUAGAUCAAUACAAAGAUUAUCUGCCUUCGCGACAGCUCUUCUUUGCCGAAUUUGAGCGUUGGAAGAUGAAGGUGCAAGCUAGGAUAAUUACGGCUGAUUCAUGCGCUGCCUCCUUGAGGGCAUGUGAUCUUGAUGAUUUCCCUAACCUGUACAUUCUUCUCAAGAUUGCGGCUACUCUUCCCGUGACAUCGUGUGAGUGCGAGCGUUCAAUCGGCACAAUGAGAAGGCUAAACAAUUACAUGAGAUGUACCAUAGGUGAGAGUAGGCUUUCCUCAUUGGCUAUCAUGCAUAUCAAGUGCGAACAGAGCGGAGCAGGGGAACUGGGGGCUUAA
Porites evermanni is the source of this 369-nucleotide messenger RNA. The record is from the annotation of a GenBank genome assembly. NCBI's taxonomy places the organism in Eukaryota, Metazoa, Cnidaria, Anthozoa, Scleractinia, Poritidae.